This is a messenger RNA of Striga asiatica, 1737 nucleotides long. The record is from the annotation of a GenBank genome assembly. Lineage: Eukaryota; Viridiplantae; Streptophyta; Magnoliopsida; Lamiales; Orobanchaceae.
GAAACCCAUUCCCGGGUUAUCCGCUACGGCAAAAUGCACGCUAUCCAGGCCCUUUCCUUCCUCACGACCUCUCUUCCUUCCAAACCCCUCCUUAAACCCCCGACAGCCCAAAAAUCCCAUUUGCCCGCCAAACGCUUGAACUUACAUCUUACCUACUCCUACUCCUCCGACGAGUUCCCCGUCGGCGACAACGACGCAUUCCUCGAGUCCUUCGGGGCCAAGUCGACAGAGUCCGAAGAGGAAGCCCGCAGAAAGAACUGGAUCGAGAGGGGAUGGGCCCCUUGGGAAGAGAUCCUCACCCCCGAAGCAGAUUUCGCCCGGAAAUCCCUCAACGAAGGUGAGGAGGUGCCCCUACAGACCCCCGAGGCAAUCGAGGCUUUCAAGAUGCUGCGGCCCAAGUACCGGAAACAGAAGAUGAAGGAGAUGGGCCUCACGGAGGAUGAGUACUACGCCAAGCAGUUUGAGAUUAAGGGCGAGAUCCCGGAGCCUUUGAAGACUUUGUGGAGUGGGCCGCUGGUGUUGGGCCUCGUGCCGCCCAGAGAUUGGCCGCCUAGGGGUUGGGAGGUGGACAGGGAGGAGCUGGAGUUCAUUCGUGGGGCCCACAAGCUGCAUUCAGCCAUCAGGUUGGAUUACGAGAAGCUGGACGAGAGGGCGGAGAAGGUGAAGGAUACGGGGGAUAUGAGCUUCGAGAGGUAUAAGGUGUUCUUGAAGCAGUACAACGAGUGGGUCGAGGCCAACAGGGAUAGGUUGGAGGAGGAAUCCUAUGAGACCAAGAUUAUUAUCCCGGCAGGAGGAAAAGGGGAAAGGAUUAUAAAGAGGACAUGUAUGAGCUUCCGUAAAGUAACAGCUAUACAACUUUAUCAAGGAGCAUUUGUUGACAUUGGAGGCGUACAUGAUGGGUGGGUCCCGAUCAGGCGGAAUGACUGGUAUUGGAUCCGACAUCACAUCAAAGUUGGCAUGCAUGUCAUUGUUGAGAUUGUGGCAAAAAGAGAUCCGUAUCGAUUUCGAUUCCCUAUUGAGCUACGGUUUGUCGAACCCAAUAUAGAUCACCUAAUAUUCCACAAAUUUGAUUAUCCCCCAAUAUUUCACCGCGAUUCUAAUCCAGAUGAAUUACGACGUGACAGUGGAAGACCUCCUAUACCAAGAAAAGAUCCUGGAAUCAAAUGGGAAGAGGAACCUUUAUUGUCAAAUCACCCAUAUGUUGAUAAGUUAUGGCAGAUACAUAAUGCUGAGCAGAUGAUCCUGGAUGAUAUGGGGGCCAAUCCUGAUAAGUAUAAAGACAAAAAGUUAUCAGAGUUGACUGAUGAAGAAGAGUUCGAUGAGGAGAAUAGUGUUGAGUAUGGAAAAGCAUACUAUAAGAAAGCACUACUCCCAAGAAUAACGCUGAAAACAAGUGUAAAGGAGCUUGAUCUGGUAGCUGCACAUGCUGAGCGACAGGUCCACAUAAAACUAUGGAAAGAAGCUGCAGAAAGAGGAGAGGAAUACAAAAUCACUAAGCUAAGGCGAAAUGAGGAAAUGGACGAAUAUGACUUCAUUCACUGGCGCCGAUCAUUUGAAGAAAGAGAAGCCCUCCUCCGUGAUAUUAGCUGGUACGUGGACCCCAGCUACUUUGGAAAAGACGAAUAUGACCAAGAUAACCCUCUUUACCGAUAUGACUAUUGGGGGGAGCCCAAAAAUUCGGAGAAGAGCAAGCAAGACCGAAUGAUGGAUGCCCACAACAAGUCUAUUGUCGGCAAA